This is a messenger RNA of Gadus chalcogrammus (walleye pollock), 2314 nucleotides long. RefSeq lists its product as uncharacterized. Lineage: Eukaryota; Metazoa; Chordata; Actinopteri; Gadiformes; Gadidae. The coding region runs from base 189 to 608 and encodes 139 amino acids. The record is from RefSeq and is a predicted model, not a curated record. The transcript is spliced from 4 exons.
GUUUCACAAAGCAUCAGUUAUGCGAUUGGAUCAGACCGUUGUUCGAGACUACAACGGUCCGCUAUAGGAAGAGGAACAACCGGCUGUCCCGCAGAACCACCUCACUGACCGACCAUCAAGACGGCUUGUAGAGAGAGAGCUUGUGCGUGUGUGUGUGAGAGAGAGAGAGAGAGAGAGAGACAUAGACCAUGGCUGUGGCGUGGCCUCGGUGCUACCACGGAGGGGUCACUAAGAAAGAGUGUGAGGUGCUCCUGGGGAAGAAGGCCAAGGAGGGAGCCUUCCUGCUCCGCGACAGCGAGACGGUGGAUGGGGGGCUGUGCCUGUGUGUCUAUAAACAGGACAUUGUGUACACCUACAGAGUGAUGACUUCUGGCCGACGCUACUCACUAAUAUCAGCCGAAGGUGUGCCGAAGGUUUACUUUAGCAACCUGCAGGAGCUGAUUGUCCACUAUAGGAAGAAGGACCAGGGCUUAGCCACUCACCUGCGCUUCAGCGUCAGCAGAGUGACGCCCCCUCGCAUCAAGCCCAAAGUGCUCCAGGACCUAGAGUCGGCCAUGGAAACGGUGUAUGAAAAUUCCUAUGCUACGUACGUCACCGUCUUGCCCUGAAGGAACUGUCGACACAAGGUUUAAAUAUCUCAAACUGCAGAAGCUGCAAAAUUCUUCAUUUUAGAGUUUCAGGAUGCAUAACGUAAAUGGUUGUCUUCCCAUGCUGCAUCAGUUGCUUGUGGCUCCUUUUAUUUCAAGAAAUUAACUUAGCCAUUACUUGUUUUUGUGUUUACAUAACAUUGAUAUUAUAUUAAUAUUGGUUGCUAUAUUGUAGAGGAUGACUGGGACAUCCGAAUAGAUAUGAGGAGACAGUAGGUCAUUUUCUGGAAUGGGAACUGCGACUUCAAUCUCUAUAAAGCUCUUAAGUUCUUAUAAGAUAUUUGUAAAACUUUCUUUUUCGCUAUACGUCUCUUUAUGCCUAAUGCCUGAGUCUCUGGACUAAAAGGCAACUUUCUGUUUCUCUUUCUGUCUCUGUUUAGUGGCGCUGAUUAUUAAUCAUCUCUCGUUUAAUUUCAUGUGCUCUGUUGUUUGUUUUUUAUAUAGCCUAAGUAUAUAUUAAUAUAUUUCUCCCUAUCUGUUAUUUGUCUGAUAUUAUUCCAUUUAUUAUUAAUGGUUUUGUAUAAAGAACCUAAUUUAUAAUAAAAUAAAUAAAAUAAACACAAAUGUAGAGGAGAUAGGGCAUUUGUUGCUGUUGCCCUGAAACAGCUUGCCACUGCAUAUUAAAUUAUCCCCCUCUAGCUAUUUUUAAAUCAAAUCUUAAAACUCAUCUCUACUCUAUUGUCUUUAAUUCAGUCUAACCUUUCUUUUACCUCAUCUUUAUCACAUCUUUUAUUCUUUUGAUCCUGAUUGUACAUUGAUUCAUUGCAUUGUGGCAACGUCUAGCCAACAUUAUCAUUGUUAUUAAUGUCAUUAUUAUAGUUAUUGUUAUUAUCGUCGUCUCAAAUGUAUGAUUGUUACUUGUUUUAUUGUUGUUUGUUUUUUAAAUAUACUUUACAAAUAAAUGUACAUUUACAUUUACAUAAUAUAUAAUAUUAAAUUCUCUUCUAGUCUCGCCUACUCUUUAAAAGUGCAUUUUAUCUGGAAAACCCCAUUUGGUUUUGCGCUCCAAGACUAAAAGCAAGAAGUACAACCAAUCGUGAAUUUUAUAUUUCCUCUUUUUGAGUUUUGGAGGUUUUGACUUGUAUUUCACUUUAAAUCUCAACGAUUUGAAUUUGCUUCUCUAAUUUACCAUCAGGGAAUCAACACUGAAUUAUAUAAUGUGCAAUGUUAUAUAAAUUAGAUUGUUUGUUUUGUAUUGGAUGAUUGCAUCAGGUUAGAAGUUAGGCUGCUUAUGCAUAGUUUAGUUGUGUAUCUGACUGUACAAAGAAGAGCAGUGCAACAGGACAUGGGCGAAAAAUUAUUUCUUGAAUCCAAAAAUACAGACAAAUCGAAUGAUUUAAAAUGAAUAAAAACAAAAACAAGACAAUAUAUACAUGCAUCUGUCUGCAAAUGUAUGCUGCACAAUAGUUUCCAAAGUGUUCCAAAAACUCUCACUGCCCUCUCCUGGUUAGUCUUUUGUGAUGCCUGAUUACGUCAUGGUCACGUGUCCUAAUAGACAUGGUGUUUAGGGGGGGGAGCGCAUAUAUCAUUUUCAGUAAGUAUGUGAGUAAAUAAGAAUAAAUAAUCCAACUCACUUAAUAUGUUUGAAAGAAUAGAUAUUAUUUAUUGUUCACCUUGCACUUUUAGGCAACAUAUACCAAAUUGUGUACGUUAUGCCAAUUGGUAUA